AUGAUUCGCAAAUUUACCAUGUACAACCUCUCGAGACCGAACUCCUUUUGGCGCAUAGAAAGAGCGUGGUACCGCGUGCGAAAGUUCGUUCUUGCGACGACUCUCGCGCGAGCACACGAGACGCUCUGUGUGACAGGCAAUUCCCUCCGACUAUUUCUCUUCUCAUGGUAUUCCCUCUCGCCUAAGCCGCAGCGUCGGCCGUUUGCGCGCCAAGACCAUUCCCGUGAUCCGGCUCACCACGUCCCGUUUUCCCCCUCCGCCCCUCUCGGCGCACUCGCCUCUCCACACACUCGCCUCUCCACACACUUGCCUCUCCUCGCCCUCAUCUCUCCGCGCCAUCAUCUCUCCGCGCCCUCAUCUCUCCGCGCUCUCAUCUCUCCGCGCCCUCAUCUCUCCGCGCCCUCAUCUCUCCGCGCCCUCAUCUCUCCGCGACCUCAUCUCUCCGCGCCCUCAUCUCUCCGCGCCCUCAUCUCUCCGCACCCUCGCCUCUCUCGUUCGCCUGUCCCCUCUUGCCUCCCUUUCCCCCCUACCCCGUUUCUCCCACCACCUCUCCUCAAUACCUUUCCUCCUUUUCUUCCUCGUUCCUGCUCUACCUUUUCCUCCUUCCCAUCCACCGCGCAUCUCGCCCUCCCUCCCCCUCCCUGCCCCCGACAACACUCCCUCCCAUCCGUGCCCCACAACUCUUCCCUGCCUUACCGCUCUGUGGGACCGCCUCAUGCCUUCCUCCUGCCGCGCUUCUCGGAUGCUUUUUCGCCCCACCACUCUCUAUCUGCCCCUCUCCACCUGCCCAUCCCACGCUGCCUCUUCUUCCCCCCCUGCCUUCCCUUCGUACUUCCCUUCCCCCCCCCCCCCCCCGCUGCUCCUCCCCCUUACCCCCCACUCCUCUCCCCUGCCGUUCUCCCUUCACCUGUCCGUGUCAUGGUGCCGUCUGCAGCAGCACCCUUG
Messenger RNA from Closterium sp. Yama58-4, 945 nucleotides. Lineage: Eukaryota; Viridiplantae; Streptophyta; Zygnematophyceae; Desmidiales; Closteriaceae. The record is from the annotation of a GenBank genome assembly.